UAUAUAACGUUUAUGUUCUAACCUCAAACUGCUCCGAUUCUAUCCGGAACCCUUGAAACGUAGAUAUCGUUUUCCGUACGCGAAUCCGUUUCGUUCAUAUCUUAUCGAAAACUGUCAUCAGAGAUAACCGAUAAACUUUACUUGGUUUCCUCCGCGGUUCUGGAAGCUCAGUAUCAAUCACACCUUAGGAAGACUCACUAUGGUUGACCCAAUCACUAUAUGCAGCAUUGCAUAUUACACUGAAGUCUUACAAGUUCUUCUAUUUACUCAAUAUUAUUUGUCAAUGCAAGCUGUAGCCUUAGCUUACGUUAGGGUAAACGAUACUAACACAUGUAGGGAGUAAAAAAUAUAUUGCAUGAUUCUAACGCGUUGAUUAUCUGAUAAGAGUUACUGCCCCUUAAGGUAACACAAGUUGCAGCAUAAUGUUGGAUUACAGUGAUGAGUUAGAAUUGCAAAAAGAAGCUGACGAGGUGGAUCAACUUGCCAUGACUUCUUUAGGGAAACUAAUAUUUGUAGACAUUCAUUGUAGACAAUCAAAGUCAUUAUGUACAGAGAAAACAAAUGCAGAUGUUAUAGAUUCUCUAUCGCUUGCAUUUGAGCAGUUAUUUUAUAUGCCAUUUGACAUCAUUGAAAAUUAUGCUAACACAGUACAUACUUUGGACAUUAGUCACAAUAAGUUUAGUAGAAAUUUACAAUUCUUGGCAGAAUUUGAAAAUUUAACAUCACUAAACUUAGAUCACAAUAGCAUAGACGACUACACUGUAUUCCCAUAUAUGCCAAAACUGCAACUUCUGUGGUUAAACCAUAAUAAUAUUGAGGAAUUGUAUCCAUUUGUAAAGAAUCUCUAUGAGAGUGUGCCCAACCUCAGAUAUUUAUCCCUCAUGGGUAAUAAAGCAGCGCCGAGUUACUUGAAUGGGGGAUCUUUCUACGAUUAUCUUCAAUACAGGUUAUACAUAAUAUCUUGGUUCCCUCAUUUGGUACAUCUGGAUGACAGACUCGUAACACCAGAACAACGUGAAGAAGCUAAGAGGCUUUUCAAACGACCAUUUUUAGAAAAUCUAGCCGAUCAUACUCCACUUCCUGAAUGCAUCAAACAUCUGCACAAUAAAAUUACAAAUAUAUUUUUUAAACCAACACUGCCUUACAAAGAGAAAUCGAGAGGAACAAAUUUUAUUGUUUAAUACAGUAUUAACAUACUCAUAUUACCCUUAUUCAAAAGCUACUUACGUUCACUAAUUUAAAAUAACUAUUGUAGAGGUAAAAAAUAACCUUUUUUAAUCAUACAAGGAUGGGUUACACUCAGAAACAACCACACGGGGCAGUAACAAAUCAACAAGAGUUUUAUAAUAUAAUAUACUAUGUACACCGAAGUACAUGAUUAUAUUAAUCAUUUUGAUACUUCGGUCCAAAUAACAUAGAGUAUUAAUUUAUAUACUAUAAACUAGGAACAAACUUCACAACGAACAAGGAAUUUUUAUAUUAAUUAACGUCACUCAAUAUUUCAGAAGGUACUCGACUUUAAUUAACUUCCAACACAUUGUACACCAAACAACUGUUAUAUAAUUCAGAGACACAUAUGUGUCAGCUCAGAUAUAUUUUAUACUAAUGGCAAUAAUGAUUUAGAAAUAAAAACAUUUGAUACAAUAA
Molecule: messenger RNA, 1647 nt
Organism: Megalopta genalis
Lineage: Eukaryota; Metazoa; Arthropoda; Insecta; Hymenoptera; Halictidae
Product: leucine-rich melanocyte differentiation-associated protein
Molecular function (GO): protein binding
Source: RefSeq, a predicted model, not a curated record